Messenger RNA from Clupea harengus (Atlantic herring), 2315 nucleotides. It is a transcript of the gene jund, whose product is annotated as JunD proto-oncogene, AP-1 transcription factor subunit. NCBI's taxonomy places the organism in Eukaryota, Metazoa, Chordata, Actinopteri, Clupeiformes, Clupeidae. Gene Ontology annotation, molecular function: transcription factor binding; RNA polymerase II cis-regulatory region sequence-specific DNA binding; DNA-binding transcription factor activity, RNA polymerase II-specific. The record is from RefSeq and is a predicted model, not a curated record. Gene Ontology annotation, biological process: regulation of cell population proliferation; regulation of cell cycle; regulation of transcription by RNA polymerase II. Gene Ontology annotation, cellular component: transcription regulator complex.
GAUGUCCAUUUAUGUGCUAACAUAUCACAGUGAUGUACGUUUGGAGAAGGCUACCUAAUGUUGAUGAAGACAUUAUUGUAUAUGCCUCAGCCAAGUAGCCAAAUAACAUGAGGCCAAUCAUUUGUGAUAAAGGCAGCAGUACACUGUUACUGAACUGAAUAUAAAAGCUUCCAUUACACCACAAUUAAUAUAUGAUCGCCAGAAAAGACAGAUGCUUUUAAAAAUGGCUCCGAGAACAUAGAUUAAAUGAAAAAACGCCUUAACGUGUGUUUUCGAAAGCGCUUCCUGCCAAGAAAUGGGUUGUUCUCUCCCACCCUCACUCGCAUUUCAUCCUACGUUUCUAUUACAUCAAACCACAAUGCACCGCACUGUUUGCAGUUUACCCAACUUCUCCAUGGCGAUAAAAGCUAGUACGGCCCCUUAUUCAAAUUAAACCGGAAGAAAACGUCAUUUUUGGCCAAUCUGGGCGCUCUGAAAUGACAUAAUGGAAUUUUUAGGAAUAGAAAACUUCCAGAUGCUUAUUAACGCCCAUUGCUGAAAUCGUUGCCCGUGGUAGACAUAUCGUAUAAGAAUAUAGAAGAGUAUUUUCUGUGUACAUAUGUCAUAUUUUUGAGAGAGAGUGCUUAGACGGCAACGGAAAACGGGUUAUUGUACCAUUCUACAGGUUAUAUGAUAAAAGAUUCACUUAAAGGAACCAUCUGCUUCGUGACUGGUAAAUGAAGAUCAACCACUUCUGCAUGAAGGUCCACACAUUCCAUGUGAGGGGAUAGGAUGGAAACAACCCUCUACCCUGAUGAUGUGCUGAAUAAUACUCGAGGAAUUUCAAGCAUUUACUUUCAAGACAGCAUGAUGAAAAAGGAUAUCAACUCCGAGGAUCAAGGCAAUGCCAACCUGAAGCAGGAUCUGCCCGAUACCGAAGGCAUUCUGAAUUCUCCGGAUCUGCUGAAACUGGCGUCGCCGGAGCUGGAGCGGCUGAUUAUACAAUCUAACGGUAUGGUCACGACGACACCGACCUCUCAGUUUGUCUACCCUAAGACACCUGUGAGCGAUGAACAGGAAUUUGCCGAGGGCUUCGUGAAAGCUCUGGAAGACCUUCACAAGCAGAACCAAUUAAACGGUGGACCGUGCUUGCCUCCCGUAAGCCGACUCAGUGCCGGCACAACCAUAGCCCUACAGACCGACCUACCGGUGUACACGAACUUAAACACCUAUGGAAGUAGCCCGCUGGGCACUACAGUGAAUUAUUCCACGGACACCAUCCCCUUUCCUCCGCCGCCCUCGCAUCCCCUUAGCGCGCAGCAACAAGCGCAGACAAGACUCCAGUCACUCAAGGACGAACCCCAGACUGUGCCGGACAUUCAUAGCUUUGGCGACAGUCCGCCUCUUUCGCCCAUCGACAUGGACACUCAGGAGCGCAUCAAAGCCGAGAGGAAAAGGCUCCGUAACAGAAUAGCUGCUUCAAAGUGCCGUAAGAGGAAGCUGGAGAGGAUAUCUAGGCUGGAGGACAAGGUGAAAUCCCUGAAAAACCAGAACACUGAGCUGGCGUCGACGGCGGGUUUACUCAGGGAGCAAGUUGCCCAGCUAAAACAGAGGGUCAUGAACCAUGUGAACAAUGGCUGUCAGCUACUUCCAAAUCAAGUUCAAGCGUAUUGAGGGAGAGGAGGGAAAGCCCACGCAUUCACUUACCAAGACACUUUGGAGUUCUCAUCGAACCAAAACUCUUUGAAUGACGUUAGAUGCCUUUGUUUCCUCGCUACCGCCUACACGACAUCACGUUAAGCGAUGGUCAGGGAUUUCAAGAAGUGGACAUUUCAUUCGUGGUGCUUAUGUACAUGAUGGGACAUUUAUGUUUACAGAGCUUUUGUAGCAUACAGAUAUUCUCUUAUAGAUAUAUCUCAUCUUCUAUGUUAGGAGGGAGAAGUCACCAGUCCAUUAACAGUAAUCUUUUAUGUCUUUGAAUCCUAUGACGUGAAUAAGAUAUGAGCAGCUACAUUUUGCAUGAAAAGACAAACUCACUGAGUGCAACUCAAAACACAAGGAUGCCAUGCAUGUCGUCCCAGUGUAAUGCCUUACUUGUCUUCGAGAACUUAACCAAUGACAAAUGUGUAUUUUAUAUAUAUAUAUAUAUAUUCAAAUAUUCACACUGUCUUAUUUCGUUGAUGUUCUGAUGUGGCUUCUGUGUUCUGUCUCAAGUGUUAUUAACUCGAGUGUUAUUAUUCAUUCACGUUGAUGAAUAUACGAACAUUAUACGAAAUGUAUACAUUUCCAAUGAGAUAUUGUGUACUAUAGGUCCAUUAAACAUCCUGAACAUCUCA